GUGAGGCGCGGAGCGGAACGGCCUCUGGUGACAUUUUCUCCGGGCGGCGCGGACGAGUGAAGGGACUUGGUGGUGUAUCCUGAGGAGGCGGCGAGAUUUCUUGUGACCCUGGAGGGUUUCUGACCGCGCCUCUCUGCUAGCCAGCGGGGCUUGGUCUGAGUGGGAGAAGGCGGCGGUGGGCGUCGCGUUCCGAGUCACCGCGGCCGGCAGAGUCCCGGCCCGGCGGUCAGUGCGUGCCCCGACGGGGCGAGCGCAGCGGACGAGGAGGUGCGGAGCCGCGGCAGAGAGCAGGUUGCUUUCCUGUUGCAUCUUUGACAUAGUUUCGUAGACUCUGCUCCAUGAUUAACUCAAACAUCUGAAAUGAAGAUGGAGGAGGCAGUGGGAAAAGUCGAAGACCUCAUUGAGUCCGAAGUCCCACCAAAAACAUCCAAACAAGAGACAGCUAAGGAGGAAGAUGGAUCUGUAGAACUGGAAUCUCAAGUUCAAAAAGAUGGUGUAGUGGAUGCUGCAGUUCUAUCUUCAAUGCCCUGCUUGUUGAUGGAGCUGAGAAGGGACUCUUCUGAGUCUCAGUUAGCAUCCACAGAGAGUGACAAGCCGACAGCUGGCCGAGUUUAUGAGAGUGACUCCUCUAAUCACUGCAUGCUUUCCCCUUCCUCUAGUGGUCACCUGGCUGAUUCAGAUACAUUGUCUUCUGCAGAAGAGAAUGAACCCUCCCAGACAGAAACAACUGUAGAAGGAGACCCUUCCGGAGUAUCUGGUGCCACAGUUGGGCGAAAGUCUCGGCGGUCUCGAUCUGAAAGUGAAACAUCUACUAUGGCUGCCAAGAAAAAUCGGCAAUCCAGCGAUAAACAGAAUGGCCGAGUCGCCAAGGUUAAAGGUCACCGGAGCCAAAAGCACAAGGAGAGAAUCAGGCUACUGAGGCAGAAACGGGAGGCUGCUGCGCGUAAGAAAUAUAACCUGUUGCAGGACAGUAGUACCAGUGAUAGUGACCUGACUUGUGACUCAAGCACGAGCUCAUCCGAUGAUGAUGAAGAGGUUUCAGGGAGCAGCAAGACAAUCACUGCAGAGAUACCAGAUGGACCUCCAGUUGUAGCUCAUUAUGAUAUGUCUGACACCAGCUCUGACCCAGAAGUGGUAAAUGUGGACACUUUAUUGGCGGCUGCAGUAGUUCAAGAGCACAGUAAUUCUGUAGGAGGCCAGGACACAGGAGCUACCUGGAGGACCAGCGGGCUUCUAGAGGAGCUGAAUGCGGAGGCAGGUCAUUUGGAUCCAGGAUUCCUAGCAAGUGACAAGACAUCUGCUGGCAGUGCACCACUCAAUGAAGAAAUUAAUAUUGCCUCUUCAGAUAGUGAAGUAGAGAUUGUGGGAGUUCAGGAACAUGCAAGGUGUGUCCAUCCUCGAGGAGGUGUGAUUCAGAGCGUCUCUUCAUGGAAGCACGGCUCAGGCACGCCGUAUGUCAGCAGCCGGCAAACUCAGUCAUGGACUGCUGUGGCUCCCCAGCAGACUUGGGCUUCGCCUGCAGAAGUUGUAGACCUCACCUUGGAUGAGGAUAGCAGGCGUAAAUACCUACUGUAAUACAAUGUCACUGUGUUCCCUCUGCACUGUUCCCUUCCGCUUCCUCCUCCUCUUUGUGACAUGGAAGUUCAUUGUCAUAGCUUCAGCCUCAGAAGCUGUUUGUGGCAUUUGUAUAAUCAAAAUUCAUGGAAAAUUGCCCCCCUCCUUUUUUUCUCCUUUUCUUCCUUUUUUUCUUUUUUUUAAAUUAAAAGAAGUCACUUAGGAAAAUAACUUAUCACAGAGAAAAGAAUUUCUUCUUCCCCUUGGUAGGGAUAUAAGAAUGAUGAAUUAGACAACUUUAUUUUACUUGGUGACUUUUUUUUCUUAGGAAACUCUGCCUUCCUUUUAGAAUAAUAUUUUAAUUACCAGGUGAAAUGAAUUUUAGUGUUUGAAUCUCGUAUUUAUUUUUCUGUGUAAUAAAAUUGAUAUCUAGACUUGACCACUGUCGGCCCACCCAUUGGCACUCCCACCUUAGGGCAUUUGCACAUAUGUUAGUCAGGUCCUUAUUGGCACCUAGUAGGGCAUGUGCAUUUGGAAACCUGUUCUUAAAAAUAGAAGACAAGUGUUACAUUUCUUUUAGCUUAAGUCUUCUAACUUCUUUCCUGACUUUGCUCCUGGCUGACUUCCCACAACACAUAUAAUUGACCUGCCCCUUUGUGUUUAUAAAUACUGCUAAGAUGUCUUAAUUGGUCUCUUUGUUGCAAUAAUCGGUAACUCUUUGGAAAAUGUGGCUGAGGCAUUUCGGAUGCAUAACCACCAUGAGGUUUUCAGGGCAUAAAUAGAGAGUAUUGAGAAAUCAGUAGGAAAAUCUCACUCCCUCAACAUUUUUUCCCGGGUUUAUUCAAAUAACCGGAGAACACGAAAACCUGUUACUUAGGUAGAAUAUAGAGUUGUGUGGCUUCCAAGGCUGUGGGCACUUGCAAAUAUUUGCUGAGAGGAAAAUGCCUUCUUUUCAUAUCUGAUCUCUCCAAAAAGGAUGUACAACUGUUUGAACUUGAGCUGAAAUUGACCUGAUUCUACAUUUGGAUAUUUUUCUCUACCUUCUAAAAUUGGAGAAACCGAAAUGCACCAUAAGAAACCAGAUGCAAAGCACAUUAAUGGCACUGUAGGUUUUACAGUAUCUAAAAUGUAUAGCAAAGGGUAGUAUGAGCUUCAGGGAAUUUGGGAAAUGCCAGUGUGGGAAUUUGUGGCAUUAGUUACUACCUUUCUCCCUAUGACAUGUUCUAGUUACUAGUGAAUUAUUUUACAAGCAAUACCUAGAGUUAAAACACUAUAUACUGUGUGCAGGAGGAGUGAAGUAAUAUUGGCUUAGAAGACCUCAUCUUUUGUUUUUCCACAGUUUUUGUUGGCCUGUUUUGGGUUUUUGGCUCCACUUUUACCAUAUAAUAUUGCUAAAGCCCUUUUCCUCCCUCCCCAAAUAUAUUGUUGGCUCUUCCUUAUUAAAUGAGCGUGAGAACUACCAUUUCUUAGUUUUCAUUCAGUAGACACUCAUUUACUAAGUGCCUGUUCCGCAUAAGGCAUUAUGCGGGGUGGGUGCUGUGGGGUGGCUGAGAUGAAUGAGACACCCCCCACAUGCGCAUGCACCAGAGUCUGCCUGGCUCCACCUGCCUGGCUCUUUUGUUUCAGAAAGACUUGGUUGUUCCUUUACCCUUCCUCCUGCUGCUGUACUUCCAUUCGCUUCUCCCCUGGGAGUGUACUGAAGUAUGUUGUUUUUUGAGCUUCUCUGAUAAUAUCUCAUUUGAUCUGGCCUCUGUUCAUCAACUUUUUAUUUUUCUAUCAAUGUACUUUUAAUAGCUCACGCCUUUAAAAGAUCAUUAACCUCCACUUUUAGCACCUCAUAUCUCAAGUCUCUCACAUGGCCCUAGUUCAAGACAAAAACCAAAGACCCAGAGGCCAGAGCAAAGUAGGACCUUCUGCAGAUUCACUACUGGUGUAUCAUUGGACCUUCACAUUUUACUUUAGGAUUAAUUUAUUAAAUUUUACUGUUACACAUUGUUUUUGACUUGAAUUAAAAUGCUAGACAAAGCAGAAAUGUACAGUUUCUGGUCUUUGUAUUCCAGGAAAAUCAUUGGGAAAAGAAUAGAAUAGAUUAUAUGACUUGAAGUUUUUGCAGCUUAUUUUGUCCCCAAUAUCAGGGCAGAGCCCUGUUUUAAAGAAUGUUUUGCAUUCUGUACUCUUACGUUAACAGUAUGUUUGUCCAGUUCCAUAAGCAGGCAAUUUCCCAUGACAUGUUUUCUUCACUCCUUAAUAGUCAUCCUCUAAGAAAAAGGAUUUUGGUGUUCUGUGUGCACUGCAGAUUGGGAGCAGAGUGAAGUUGUAACCCAGCUGUUUUCUGGCCAUUUGCUUUUGUAGCAGGUUGCACUUUGCCCUCACCUGCACCCUGUCCCUCUUCCAGCACCCUGCCUACCUGAGUGAUGCAUCGGAACAGGGAUUUGGAAAUCAGAUGCAAAAGGGGGAAGGGAAGGGAUGGAUGAUAGGGACAGCCAGCUUUUCCCGCUACUAGAUUGGAACUUUUCUGCCUACUAACUACACAGAGGCUGCGUUCCAACUCUCCUUUCAUUGCCAGAGCCAGUAGAGUGGGAUGUGGUUUCUGGCAAGGUAUUAAUGAUAAAAUUCUGUGGUAAACAACUUCUGUAACAUUUGAAAUUUCUUUAUGUAAGAGGGUCUUUUUAAACCAAAGUUUUGCAUUUGGUGGCAUAAAUACUUCUUUAUGCCUCAUAGGACAUUGUCCAUUCUAAUUAAAAUCUCUGUUAAAUGGUGCAGUUGGGUCACAGACUGGUUUAUGGAACUAAGUUGGUUGUCUCCCCUCCCCACAAUUUGAAACCACAGAGCAGUAACCAGCUAUUAUUACAUCGUCACAACUGCCCUAGAGCAUGUCACUGCUGCUCACCAGUAGUUGUCUUUCCAUUUUGACGGAAGGGGCUGGGCUGAAUGGACUCCCAUUAUUCUUUACAAUUGAGCGUCCCAUGAACUCUGUUUUUGUUAUCAUCAAUUGUGAAUAUAACCGCCUGAUUUGCUAAUUUAGUCAAUUGUUCAUUGUUACUUUUAGCAGAUUAGCACCAUAGGUAACUUAAAAAUGAAUUUGUUGCCUGCUUUUUUGUACUGUGUCACAAAGCUUGUGAAAAAGCUGGGGACACAAUUUUGUCUUUCAGUUUAACUUUUUUUUUAAGGCAAGGAACUCCUAAUCCUUGUUUUCCAGUAUGUGUAUGAUGUGACUUUGAUGUAUAUAUAAAAAUGAUUGCACCCUAACCAAACUUCCUCAGAUUGUGCACUGUUUGUUUAAAAUAAUCACGUAUUUUAGUCCAAUGCUGUUGUAUUUUUUCAUUUUAUUUAAAACACUAUGUACCUAUUCUUUUAACAAACUUUAAAGGGUAGUGAUCUUAAAAAAAAUCACUGGAUAACUAGGAAAUAUAUUUUUUGUUUUUUUUUUUUGUUUGUUUUGUUUUUUAAGAGAGUACAAAGGUCACUGAGGCCUUUUGCUCCUCUUACCGUGAAAAUGAAAUGUUAGCCAUUGUAUGGCUAGGAAUCAAUGCACUUGGUGGUUAACAGAUCUGCUGUUGCUGGAGUGUGAGCGUGGACUUGAUGCAGUGACGACAAAUCAUUGCUUAGAAUUAAUGUUUUAAAAUGUGCAACUCUAGUUUUUAAAACAAAAUUUGGUUCUUCUUUACAUUCAUUAUUUAGUUUUUGUUUCCAUUUAGUAUUUAAUGGUCUUUGGAGAAAAAAUAAUAAAACAGAGUGUUAUAUAUAUAUUUUUUGGUGCAAGAUAAGAUUUUCUGUUUUUUGAAAUAAGUCUGUAGCAUAAAGGUUAAACUAUUUUAAGACAAAAAUAAAAUAGAGUGUAUUUAAACAA
Molecule: messenger RNA, 5404 nt
Organism: Phyllostomus hastatus (greater spear-nosed bat)
Lineage: Eukaryota; Metazoa; Chordata; Mammalia; Chiroptera; Phyllostomidae
Gene: ARK2N
Product: chromosome unknown C18orf25 homolog
Exons: 5
Coding region: 361-1575 (404 amino acids)
Biological process (GO): ubiquitin-dependent protein catabolic process
Molecular function (GO): ubiquitin protein ligase activity
Source: RefSeq, a predicted model, not a curated record